Molecule: messenger RNA, 885 nt
Organism: Galeopterus variegatus (Sunda flying lemur)
Lineage: Eukaryota; Metazoa; Chordata; Mammalia; Dermoptera; Cynocephalidae
Gene: RAD51B
Product: RAD51 paralog B
Exons: 7
Coding region: 79-885 (268 amino acids)
Biological process (GO): double-strand break repair via homologous recombination
Cellular component (GO): Rad51B-Rad51C-Rad51D-XRCC2 complex
Molecular function (GO): ATP binding; DNA binding; ATP-dependent DNA damage sensor activity
Source: RefSeq, a predicted model, not a curated record
GUUGCUUUGCAGCGCUUUCCGCGGGGAACUGUUUAAGGGGUGGGGGAAACUUUGAAAGUUGGAUGCUGCAGACCCGGCAUGGGUAGCAAGAAACUAAGACGAGUGGGUUUAUCACAAGAGCUGUGUGAUCGUCUGAGCAGACAUCAGAUUGUGACCUGUCGGGACUUCUUAUGUCUUUCCCCACUGGAGCUUAUGAAGGUGACUGGCCUGAGUUAUCGAGGUGUCCAUGAACUUCUGUGUAUUGUCAGCAAGGCCUGUGCCCCACAGAUGCAAACGGCUUAUGGGAUGAAGACACAAAGGUCUGCUGAUCUCUCACCGGCGUUCUUAUCUACUACCCUUUCUGCUUUGGAUGAAGCCCUACAUGGUGGUGUGGCUUGUGGAUCCCUCACAGAGAUUACAGGUCCACCAGGUUGUGGAAAAACUCAGUUUUGUAUAAUGAUGAGUAUUUUGGCUACAUUACCCACCAACAUGGGAGGAUUAGAAGGAGCUGUUGUGUAUAUUGACACAGAGUCAGCAUUUAGUGCUGAAAGACUGGUUGAGAUAGCAGAAUCCCGUUUUCCUAGAUAUUUUAACACUGAAGAAAAAUUACUUUUGACAAGUAGUAAAGUUAAUCUUUAUCGGGAGCUCAGCUGUGAUGAAGUUCUACGAAGGAUUGAAUCGUUGGAAGAAGAAAUUAUUUCAAAAGGAGUUAAACUUAUCAUUAUUGACUCUGUUGCUUCGGUGGUUAGAAAGGAGUUUGCUACACAACUUCAAGGUAAUCUGAAAGAAAGAAACAAGUUCUUGGCAAGAGAAGCAUCUUUACUGAAGUAUUUGGCUGAGGAAUUUUCAAUCCCAGUAAGUUUUUCUUUAUCUGUCUCUCUUUUUUCCCCCUUUCUUUUAUAUUAA